GCCCAGUAUGUCAGUGGAAGGAUCCAUUUGUUUGGCUGAUAGAUCUGAAAAGAAAAAUGAUUAUACUCUGAGCAAAAUCUCAGGAAGAGUAAAUCUUAGAAAAGGGCCAUUAGUCCAUUGUGUCUGUGCUGGGAAAGGAAGCUCUCUGGCUUUCUCUGACCUGUCAACAUUGGGAUCAUCACGGUGGAGGUCUUGGCUCUUCAAUGCACAUGCAAGUACUUUGUAAAGGUGACGAGCACUUCUCCUUCUAUUGCUCUUUCAGCAAGCGAGUUCCAGACCCCAUCCACUGUCUGGUAAAAUUUCAUUCCAUCAUCUCACUAUCAAUGCUUCGACUAGAUUUAUAAAAGAUAGAUAAACAGUUCAGGUAUAUAAAAUGAUGAGAGAUAUAGACUGCUGGAAAGAUUUCAAAUAUCAAAUGUAGAUAGAGCGAGAGGAUAUUGACUUUGUGUAAGGUGCAAGAGAUUUAGAGGAGACAUGAGGUGGACAUUUUACACCCAGAGAACAGAUACUGGGAAUACACUGCUUAAGAACAUAUAAAAGUCAUUGACAGCAUUGAAGAAGUGAAGAGGACAAGUGCUGGUUGGCAUGGAAGCAGAGGCCUGACUAACCUAUUUCCAUGCUUAAGUCCCUCACUUACACUGUCCAACUCCCUCAUAUUCUUCCGAUCAACUCUCCUCUCACCCACCUCUAUUCUAGCCAAUUCAAUCUUUUCUCACGACUAAAAUGUUCAUAAAUCAGGGCUACUCUCUUUACAGUGCAGCCACAUGUUUCCUGUGUUGUGCUGGUCAGAGUUGUAUCCCCGACACACCAAAGAUUUUCCACAAGACUUGAGUCAGCAGUGUGAUGACAAACACUAUUUGCCUGGAGAAGUGCAGUUUCAGUUCCCACCAUCCCCAAGAGCACGGUAGUUAUAGUGUGCACUAUCUACAAAGUGUACUGCACUUACUCACCAGGAUCUUUGACAACACUUCCCAAAUCGACAGCCUCUGCCAUCGAGAAGGACAAGGGUUUGUGGCACAUGGGAACACUACCACAUGGACGUUCCCUUUUAAAUUGCACCCCAUACUGCCUUGGAAACAAAUAACCAGUCCUUUUCAUCACCAGCUCUGAAUCCUAGAAUUUCCUACCUGAGUAUUGUGAGAGUAUGCUCACCAGAGGGGUGACAGGGGUCCAAGGUAGCAGACCGCGGGUCGGGCCGGGAGUCGGGAGCCGGGGGCCGCCAUGUCGCUGAGGAACAACAAUAAGCUUAUUUACUAGAGUAAAUAAGGAUUGUAACAAAUGUUGGUCAUGUUAGCAGUCCGCAAAUCCUGAAAAAUGAACUUAUCAAAAAUAUCUCGAGCUGGUUGAGUGUGAUUUUAUUAAAAGAAUGUGCAGGCUCGAAGGGUCAAGUGAGCUACUCACACUCGCAACUCAUGUUCAAAGUUUUAUUUAAUUACUUGUCAUCAGAUAGAUUGCAACUUUUACCUCAAAAUUACAAAAACAUUAAGGCCAAAACUAAUUCCAGCAAGUAAAAAUUUGAAUUAAAAUUCCAGUUGGGAGCUGUUGAUGAUGAAAAAAGCUAAUUUAGAAAAUGUUGUUUUAACAUUGUAAAAGUACAAAGAAAGCAAUUUAACAAUAAAAAUCUAUAAAUUACACACCCCAUCACUAUGAUAGAUUGAAGAUUCAAGCUUUAUUGUUAUUCUUUAGUUUAGGAGUGUAAAGGAGAACAAAAUGAUUGUUACUCCUUUACACUCGUGUACUGUAGAAUGACAAUAUAACACUGCAACUGGGAAAAUACUGAGGUGGUGUUUGUAUAUGGGUUCAUUGUCCAUUCAGACAUCUAAUGGUAGAUUUCAUUCCUCUCUUUUAGCACUACUUAUUUACUUUUAAUUUUCUUGUAGUUUUCAUUAUAAUGUAUUGCAAUGUAAUGCUGCCGCAAAACAACAAAUUUCACGACAUGUGCCGGUGAUAUUAAACCUGAUUCUGAUAAUUACUCAAAAUCCAAUACUCUAACAAAAAGGGUUUGUCCACGUGAUAGAAAUAUUAAAACAGUAUUUAUAUAUUUGACUGUCGCAGUGUCUAGAAAGCACGUCCUCCUUUCUCCCAUUGCAGAGUAGUUAGGAACAAGAUAAGCCACUUGCUCCGCCAACUUAUUCAGCUUGUAGUUUCGAAAUGGUUUGUUUUCGCUUCGUACUUUCUGACCGGCAGGGACACGGUCGCGUUGGCACGCUGGGAGUUUUAGCGACGGCGCACGUUGUCCGCGGGUCGGAGCGGAGCGGGAGCCGGGGGCCGGGAGUCGGGAGUCGGGAGCCGGGAGCCGGGAGUCGGGAGCCGGGGGCCGCCAUGUCGCUGAGGAACAACAAUAAGCUGCCCAGUAACCUGCCUCAGCUGCAGAACCUCAUCAAAAGGGAUCCGCGCUCCUACACCGAGGAGUUUCUGCAGCAAUAUAACCACUACCAGUCCAAUGUGCGUAUUUUCCAGCUACAGCCGGACAAACCUAAUAAAGAACUUUCUGAACUGGUGAUAUUUCUUGCACAGGUUGCACAUUGUUACCCAAAUGAACUGACCAACUUUGCCCAAGAAUUAAAAGAUCUUCUCUUCUCUCAUCACACAAUUCUGGACCCAGAUGUGCGAAUGACGUUUUGUAAAGCUUUGAUUUUAUUAAGAAAUAAGAACCUCUUAAAUCCUACAAGUUUGCUGGAAUUGUUCUUUGAACUGCUGAGGUGUCAAGACAAACUCUUACGCAAGACCCUGUACUUGCACAUUGUGACAGACAUUAAAAAUAUAAAUGCCAAACACAAAAACAACAAAGUGAACACAGUUUUACAAAACUUUAUGUACACAAUGUUGAGGGACAGCAACCCCAUAGCAGCCAAGAUGUCCCUGGAUGUAAUGAUAGAACUAUAUAAAAGAAACUUCUGGAAUGAUGCAAAGACUGUGAAUGUCAUUACCACAGCUUGCUUCUCAAAAGUGACCAAGAUUUUGGUUGGCGCUUUGAAGUUCUUUCUGGGUAAAGACAUAGAUGAGAAAAAUGACAGUGAUUCAGAUUCUGAGGAUGAAGGACUCACAAUGCGAGAUGUAACCACAAAAUUUGCAACUGGAAAGAAAUCAUCAAAAAAUAAAAAGAAGCUGGAAAAGGCUUUGAAAGUCUUAAAAAAACAUAAAAAGAAGAAAAAGGCAGAAGUAUUUAACUUUUCAGCGAUUCACCUCAUUCAUGAUCCGCAAGGCUUUGCAGAGAAACUUUUCAAACAGUUGGAAAAUUCUAAGGAAAGGUUUGAAGUUAAGAUGAUGAUGAUGGAUCUAAUAUCAAGGUUAAUUGGAAUUCAUGAGCUAUUCCUUUUUAACUUCUACCCGUUCAUACAACGUUUCCUCCAGCCACAUCAAAGAGAUGUGACCAAGAUUCUUCUUUAUGCUGCUCAGGCUGCUCAUCAAUUGGUUCCUCCAGAGAUUAUUCAAACAUUAGUGAUGACGAUAGCAAACAACUUUGUCACUGACAGAAAUUCUGGUGAAGUUAUGACGGUUGGGAUUAAUACCAUCAAAGAAGUGAGUGCACGCUGUCCACUUGCCAUAACUGAAGAUCUUCUCCAGGACCUUGCUCAAUACAAAACCCACAAAGAUAAAAAUGUGAUGAUGUCUGCCAGAUGCUUGAUUCAGCUUUUUAGAACCAUGAACCCUCAGCUGCUGCACAAGAAAGACAGAGGUAAACCAACGGAAGCCUCAAAAGAAGUCAGAUGCCAUGAAUAUGGGGAACUGGAUUCUAAAGACUACAUCCCAGGAGCAGAAGUGCUGGAAGAGGAAGGAGAAGAGGAUAAUGAUGGAUGGGAGAGUACAAGUAUGGAUGAGGAUGAAGAUGGUGAAGGUUGGAUUGAUGUUCAUCAUUCUUCAGAUGAAGAACAGCAGAAAGAGUUGGUGGAGAAGGUGAAGACCAUGCCCACAGAAGCACGCAAAGCAAAAGCAGCACUUGUCAGUGCUAGUCGCCUCCUCACACAGGAAGACUUCAAGAAAAUCCGACUGGCCCAGAUAGCUAAAGAGGUUGACCCUGCCCCUGGCAAAAGUCAGAAGAGGAAAAUUGAGGACAGCAGUGAUGAUGAAAGCAAAGGAGAGCUGCUUUCACUGCGAGAUAUAGAACGGCUGCAUAAAAAGCCCAAAUCAGAUAAAGAAACUCGACUAGCAACAGCUAUGGCUGGAAAAUCUGAAAGAAAUCAGUUUGUGAGAAAGAGAACCAAAUUGAAUCCAUUUGCGAGCACAACUAACCAAGACAAGAAAAAGAAAAAGAAUUUUAUGAUGAUGAGAUACAGCCGCAAUGUGAGAUCAAAAGGCAAACGUUCCUUCAGGGAAAAACAGAUUGCUUUGCGGGAUGCUCUCUUGAAGAGAAAGAAACAGAUGAAAUAAGGAAUUAAUAACGACAAAAUACAAUAGAAACCAAAUAUUGUAAACAUGAAGAUAUGUGACUCCUGCAUUACAGAGGGUUUGCAUUCCCAGGAAGUGGCCCGAAAUUUGAAACUAUAUUAUGUACGUGUGCAAAUAGAAACAGUUGGGAAAAAUUGUUUAUUUGUAUAUUUUUCACAAAUUUUGUAAGAGUUCUGUAAGUGAAUUUUUGUUAUUCAAGUGGCUGUUAUGUGGGGAUUGUUUGUAUUAUUGUUAAUAGUUUACAGUAAUUGAUCUACAAAUAAAAAAGGCCAAAUCACUA
Messenger RNA from Hypanus sabinus (Atlantic stingray), 4669 nucleotides. It is a transcript of the gene sdad1, whose product is annotated as SDA1 domain containing 1. Lineage: Eukaryota; Metazoa; Chordata; Chondrichthyes; Myliobatiformes; Dasyatidae. The transcript is spliced from 22 exons. Gene Ontology annotation, cellular component: nucleolus. Gene Ontology annotation, biological process: ribosomal large subunit export from nucleus; ribosomal large subunit biogenesis. The record is from RefSeq and is a predicted model, not a curated record. Bases 2152 to 4371 code for a protein of 739 amino acids.